CAUAAAAAACUUUCGAAUUUCCUUUCGCAAGUUGUGGCUGUUUAAUAACCAUACCUGACGAUGCAUUGAUAAUUCAGUUUGACGAUUAAUUCCAGAUUGAAAUAAACAUUUGCAUGAAAGAUCAAUUUUUCACAAUGUGUUCAAUCAGUACCCUGUUCACUGUAUUUGUAUCAAUUUAUCCAUUUUUUUUACAACUAUCCAAUGCGGACAUGUCAAAGCAUGAAAAGCAGACAGCAAUGUCAUCAAGAGAUAUUAAGCCACCAGAGUGGAUGUAUCCAAAGAUGCCAAUGUCAGAGCCAUCAGAGUCAAAGCCUUCAAGUUUGGAUGCAUACUUGGAAUUUAACCCAAGUUCACAAUUCAGAAAAGAUUGCGCAUGGUCAUACAAUGUGAAUUCCAACAAUCAAGAGUGCUUGCGAUUUUGCGGAUAUGUGAAAAUUGGAAUGAUGGAUAGUGUCGCAAAUCUGAGGUCGAGCUAUGUACGGAAUAAAAUUAAACUAAUUCAUGACGUUCGAAGAAUAAAUGAAAAAGCAGUUUAUAAUGGAAUUAUGAGAUGUGCAUCUAGAGGGUAUUAUGACCUUUGCUCAAAGGCGAUGAGAAAUGCGAAUUGCCUUUUCGAAUAUAUCAACAGCGACUGGGUCGAUAUCGAUUUAAUACGGGUCAUGGGGCCAGGCACUAGCGGCGGUGGCAGUGGCUCCAAUUAUGAUGGCUUUCCAUGGUAAUCAUGCUAAAAAACAUUACGAUUUUCAAUUCGAGAUUCUAUGCGGAGUGGACGGUGAAUUUCACCAAUAAAUUUCAAUUCUAUUGUAUCCUAAUAAUAUUAAAAUCGCAUAAAAUGGAAAUAAAAAUAUGUAUGUACCUA
Planococcus citri (citrus mealybug) is the source of this 859-nucleotide messenger RNA. RefSeq lists its product as uncharacterized. The transcript has 5 exons. Gene Ontology annotation, molecular function: odorant binding. The coding region runs from base 114 to 719 and encodes 201 amino acids. The record is from RefSeq and is a predicted model, not a curated record. Lineage: Eukaryota; Metazoa; Arthropoda; Insecta; Hemiptera; Pseudococcidae.